AUGUAUAAUCAGACGCACGCGCAACAAGGACAGCACGGCAUGCUGAACGGCAACUCUCACCAGCGCUUUGCGAUGCAGAUGAACCUGGCCAAGUUCCAGCAGCACCAAAACCAUCAGCAUCAGAACCACCAGCACCCCCAGCACCAAGACCACGGUGCGCACGGCGGACACGGAGCAAACUUUGGCAACCACCAGCACAACAUGUCGAAUGGAGUUCUGGGAAACACGACACCGCACUUUGGGGCCAAUCACCUGCAAAAUGGCACUCCAGGAAGCGUCCACAGUAGCUUGGCGAAGGCGCCAAACGAGCACUGGGCGCUGCAGCUGCAGUAUGCGCAGCAUGCCCGUGAGAUGACCAUGUCUCACUCCCACGCUCGUAACCACCCAUCGACAAACAAGGGAGUAGCGGCUGCACAGGCAAAUGGAAUUGCGAAGGAGCCUGAGAAGGAAGAGCGCCAUCGAGCUGCAAAGGACAACAAUGACAAGGAUGACUCGCAGAUAUGGAAGGCCCUGGAUCUCGGUGGCCAGAAUCUCAAAGUUCUCUCUCCGGCUCUUUUUGACUACACCUUCCUUACUAAGCUUUAUCUGAACUUCAACAAGCUCACUUUCCUCUCUCCCGCUAUUGGAAGGCUUAGAAACUUGAGGGAGUUGGAUCUAUCCUUAAAUGACCUCCGUACGCUUCCUCCUGAAAUCGGUAUGCUAGUCAAUCUGCGUGAGCUUUUGCUCUUCGACAAUAACAUUGAGACCCUGCCCUACGAGAUGGGCUCCUUGUAUCAAUUGGAAAUGCUCGGUAUCGAGGGCAACCCCAAUCUUGACGAUCAGCUUAAGGGCAUCAUCGUCGAGCACGGCACGACCGAGCUCGUCAAGUACCUGCGCGAGCAAGCGCCGGGACCGGAUCCGCCCACGGAACGUGACUGGAUCGUCCUCGAUGACACACCGGCUAGCCCGGAAGACAAGUUCCAGGUUCUCAGCUACAACAUUCUUUGCGAUCGGAUGGCUACACAGUCGCACUACGGAUACACGCCAUCUGGAGCCUUGUCUUGGGAGCACAGAAGGGAUCUCAUCCUGCAGGAACUGCGCAGUCGCCAACCCGACAUCAUCUGCCUCCAAGAGAUCGACUCGGAGAGCUACAAUGAGUACUUCCGCCCGGCACUGGCUCACAACGACUACAAGGGCGUCUACUGGCAGAAGUCGAGGUCUAGGACUAUGGCUGAAAAGGAAGCCAAGUUUGUUGACGGAUGUUGUAUCUUCUACAAGAACAGCAAGUUCAUCCUCCUUGACAAAAAGCUCCUCGACUUUGCCAACCUGGCCAUCAAUCGACCUGAUAUGAAGGGCGAGCACGACAUUUUCAACCGUGUCAUGCCCAAGGACAACAUCGCUGUGUCAGCAUUCUUUGAGAACCGCCAAACCGGAGCGCGCCUCAUGGUAGUGAACGCGCACGUCUACUGGGACCCUAUCUUCAAGGAUGUCAAGGUCAUUCAGGCGGCCAUUCUUAUGGAACAGAUCCACAAAAAUGCGGAGGAGUAUGUCGCGUGGGCACCAUGCACCGACAAGGCCGUCUACAAAUAUGCCAAUGGUGACGACGAGGGUGACGCGGAACCUGCGGAACCCUUGCCGGAACCAGCGCCUUCAAUGACUUACACCGAGCCUCAGCAAAUUCCGCUGGUGCUGUGCGGUGAUUUCAACUCGACACCUGACUCUGGAGUCUACGAGCUGAUUGCCCAGGGAGCCCUCUCCAGCGGCCACGCUGAUCUUGGCAACUACAAGUAUGGCCAGUUCACGAAGCAAGGAAUGUCUCAUCCUUUCAGCCUCAAGUCUAGCUACUCGAACAUCGGCGAGCUCAGCUUCACCAACUACACGCCCGGCUUCACCGGGGUCAUCGACUACAUCUUCUACGCGACAAAUGCGCUCAACGCCACCGGCCUCCUGGGAGAAGUUGACAAGGAGUACAUGCAACGUGUGCCCGGAUUCCCGAACUUCCACUUCCCCAGCGACCACUUGGCGCUGCUGGCGGAGUUCGUGUUCAAAAGCCGAAAAGAGAGAAAGACUGUAGAGGCAGACUUUGGGCCGCAACGAGACCGUCGUUAG
This is a messenger RNA of Lasiodiplodia theobromae, 2088 nucleotides long. Its product is annotated as Glucose-repressible alcohol dehydrogenase transcriptional effector protein. The record is from RefSeq and is a predicted model, not a curated record. Gene Ontology annotation, biological process: nuclear-transcribed mRNA poly(A) tail shortening. Gene Ontology annotation, cellular component: cytoplasm; CCR4-NOT complex; nucleus. The transcript is spliced from 3 exons. The coding region runs from base 1 to 2088 and encodes 695 amino acids. Lineage: Eukaryota; Fungi; Ascomycota; Dothideomycetes; Botryosphaeriales; Botryosphaeriaceae. Gene Ontology annotation, molecular function: protein binding; poly(A)-specific ribonuclease activity.